This is a messenger RNA of Thelazia callipaeda (thelaziosis nematode), 1446 nucleotides long. Lineage: Eukaryota; Metazoa; Nematoda; Chromadorea; Rhabditida; Thelaziidae. The record is from the annotation of a GenBank genome assembly.
AUGAGAAAAAAUUUGUCAACUCAUUCAUUUUUUUUUAUUUCAUUUCCCUUUCUACCUAAUAACUUAUUCAACUAUCAGUCAAUGUUUUUUCUUCUUCAAUUAAAUGAAGCUGUAAAGUUAAUUUUUAAUCUAAGCAGAUUAGAAAUUGUUUUAUUGCAGUUUCGUAAAAUGCUUAACAAAGAGCUCACACAAUUUGCGGAAUCAUCGAAAUCGGGUACCCAAGUAUCUCAGUUUCUCAUCAAUACUUACAUGGACAAAGAUGACGAUGAAGUAUCACAACAUUUGAGGGUACCAGAUGAUUCUGCGUCUACUUCAUCCCUUGAUAAUGUCCCUAUAUCAUUGUUGGGGAAAGCGAAAACCGCAGCAAUGUCUCGCAUUAUUGGUGUUCGAAAAUUACGCUCGCCCCGUGGUAGCAAUAUCCCAGAAUACGGUGUUGAUGGUCACAAAGAAUUAGCUGUUCAUAUGCAAAAGCUUGAUCAAUGGGGUCCAAAUAUAUUCAAAAUUCAAGAAUUCAGCAAAGGACAUUCGCUUACUGCAAUCACUUUUACUAUUUUCAAAAGACGUGGUUUGUUGAAGACAUUUGAAAUCCCAACUGGAAUUCUGUUAAAUUAUUUGCUUCAUUUGGAGCAUCAUUAUAGAGAUAAUCCUUAUCAUGGCCAGAUUCAUGCAGCUGAUGUAACUCAGUCUGUUAAUGUGCUUCUUUCAUCACCAGCCCUUCAGGAUGUCUUUUCUGAAUUGGAAGUGUUGGCAUCAAUUUUUGCAGGAGCCAUUCACGAUGUUGAUCAUCCAGGAUUCACCAAUCAGUAUCUCAUCAAUACCAACUCCGAACUGGCUAUAAUGUACAACGAUGAAUCAGUUUUAGAACAGCAUCAUUUAGCAGUUGCAUUUAAAUUGCUGCAGGAUUCAAGUUGUAAUUUUAUCGUAUCACUGAAUAAGAAACAGCGACAACUGUUCCGAAAACUCGCCAUUGAAAUGGUAUUGGCAACAGAUAUGUGCAAACACAUGAGCAUUCUGGCUAAUCUGAAAACUAUGGUAGAAGCGAAAAAAGUUGCUGGAUCAUCAGUUCUGACAUUAGACAAAACAGACCGUAUUCAGGUGAUGCAGUCAAUGAUUCACUUGGCAGACUUAUCAAAUCCAACAAAGCCCAUUGACUUGUAUAGUGUUUGGGUAGAAAGGAUAAUGGAAGAAUAUUGGAGACAAGGUGACAGGGAACGAGACUUGGGCAUUGAUAUUUCGCCAAUGUGUGACAGAAAUAAUGUUACCAUUGAAAAAUCUCAGGUUGGGUUCAUUGAUUACAUCGUGCAUCCUCUAUUUGAAACGUGGGCAGAUUUGGUAAAUCCUGACGCUCAGUGUAUACUUGAUCAGCUUGAAUCCAAUCGUGAUUGGUACUUCGUAUCCGUUAAUUCAAUUUUAAUGUUGAAAGAAUUUUUUUUCGUAUGCUUAUAA